Molecule: messenger RNA, 2381 nt
Organism: Nanorana parkeri
Lineage: Eukaryota; Metazoa; Chordata; Amphibia; Anura; Dicroglossidae
Gene: GLYR1
Product: glyoxylate reductase 1 homolog
Exons: 16
Coding region: 93-1736 (547 amino acids)
Molecular function (GO): NADP binding; NAD binding; oxidoreductase activity, acting on the CH-OH group of donors, NAD or NADP as acceptor
Source: RefSeq, a predicted model, not a curated record
UGGGGGGUGUUUCCUGUUCCCGGCAUCCUUCGCGCGGGCAGUCUCUCUCUUCCUAUCCCCCGCCUCCUCCCCGCUCUGCCUGUGUCGGUAAGAUGGCGGCAGUGAGUCUACGACAAGGAGACCUGGUGUGGGGGAAACUGGGUCGGUAUCCUCCAUGGCCUGGAAAGAUUGUCAACCCACCCAAAGAUUUAAAGAAGCCACGCGGCAAAAAAAGCUUGUUUGUCAAGUUUUUCGGAACUGAAGAUCAUGCUUGGAUCAAGGUGGAGCAGCUGAAGCCCUACCACCCCCAUAAGGAGGAGAUGAUAAAAGCCAACAAGGGUAAACGUUUCCAGCAGGCCGUGGAUGCCGUGGAAGAGUUCCUAAAGAAGAAACUUGCCAAGGAACAGGUACGGAGAGAUACAAAGUGGCAUUGCAUGCAACUUUAUAGUAACUCAAGCGAUGAAAAAAACAAAACUGGUGGCAAGAAAGCAGAGGGCAAAACAAAGAAGACUACUGGUGAAAAGAAGAGGAAGUCCUCAGAUUCCUCCCCCAAGUCCCCCAAAAAGCCCCGCGACCAGAGCCCACGCAAAAGAGGAAGGCCGCCCAAGGACGAAAAGGACACCACGUCUCCCCAGCCGAGCUCCCUGAAGAAGCUGGCCAUGAAAACGGUGUCUCGCUUCAGCUGGCCCCCACCCUCCAGUGAGGAGGACUCUGCGGGUGACAGCUGGCUGCUUCACGGGCACAGAACCCUUGGCACAGAGAUGGUGUUGAAAAAGCCCAGCGUCACAUACCAGGCAAUCAGCAAACGGCUUAAAGUAUCAGAAGAGGACACUGGCUCGACGUCGAUCCAAGCAGCAGAUAGCACAGCCAUCAACGGCAGUAUCACACCCACAGAUAAAAAGAUUGGCUUUUUGGGCUUAGGGUUGAUGGGAAGUGGUAUAGUCUCCAACCUACUGAAAAUGGGACACACGGUGACGGUGUGGAAUAGGACGGCAGAGAAGUGUGACUUGUUUGUCCAAGAGGGGGCACAAUUAGGCAGAACUCCGGCAGAAGUGGUCUCCACAUGCGACAUUACGUUUUCAUGUGUGGCAGAUCCUAAAGCAGCAAAAGAUUUGGUGUUAGGACCCAGCGGGGUGCUGCAAGGCAUCCGUCCAGGAAAAUGUUACGUUGAUAUGUCCACUGUGGAUGCAGAAACAGUCGUCGAACUUGCACAGGUUAUCGUAUCUCGAGGUGGCCGUUUCCUAGAGGCUCCAGUGUCUGGUAACCAGCAGUUGUCCAAUGAUGGGAUGUUGAUGAUCUUAGCAGCGGGUGAUCAAGGUGUAUAUGAAGACUGCAGCAGCUGUUUCCAAGCCAUGGGCAAGACCUCAUUCUUUCUCGGGGAAGUGGGAAACGCAGCCAGAAUGAUGCUGAUUCUGAACAUGAUCCAGGGCAGUUUUAUGGCAACGAUAGCGGAAGGAAUGACAUUGGCCCAGGUGACCGGUCAAUCUCAACAGACUCUGCUGGACAUCCUGAAUCAGGGGCAGCUUGCCAAUAUUUUCGUGGACCAAAAGUGCCAAAAUAUCCUACAGGGGAAUUUCAAGCCAGACUUUUAUCUGAAAUACAUCCAGAAAGACCUGAGGCUAGCCAUCGCCCUCGGAGACUCUGUGAACCACCCAACUCCUAUGGCCGCUGCAGCCAAUGAGGUCUACAAACGAGCAAAAGCAUUGGACCAAUCUGACAACGACAUGUCCGCCGUGUACAGGGCCUACAUCCACUAGUCUCAACCGUUUCAUUGUCCAGGAUUUAAUUAUUAUUUCGAUACCUUGUUUUUAACACAACCAUCUCUGUCUCCGACUCUUUCCCCAGACAUUGUCCUUUGCUCUCUCUCUCUCCCUUCCCACCACCGGCACCCCAGUCCCCGUUCUUGUGAAUCGUCAACACGUCUGCUCCUUUCCAGGCCGCACUGCCGGUGGAGGGGCGGGCGCUGGGUCCUUCCCAGCCUUGCACUAAAGGAGACAAUUCAUAAGAGAGCUUUCGGAGAGCGACGAGGACCCCUGUGACGCGCAGAACUCCCCCGUUGACCUAAACCUCAGUCGCUUUGCCAGCCUUUGGCGUUCCCCCGCUUUACUGCUGAAGGACAAAUGGACGUUGACUUGUAGACACCAGCAAGAAGGCAUGUCCUGCAGAUGACUACUUUCUCUGAAGAUUCUUUGCUUAGUUGUACAGUGCACAAGAAUAUUUUUUUUUGUUGUUUUUAUUUUCUUUCCCUACCCUGUGCAUCUCCAUCACCUCCAUCGCUGUAAGGGGUUUAAUGGUUGGGCCUUUUGUCUGGUCAACGGUCUUCACCUAGAAGAUUGAACCAGCCAUUCCAUAAUAGUUACAGAAUUGCUUGCUUGCAUUGUGAAGUUCAGUGAAGAGGUUCU